Sodiomyces alkalinus F11 is the source of this 1760-nucleotide messenger RNA. RefSeq names its product BTN1 protein. Gene Ontology annotation, biological process: regulation of intracellular pH. The record is from RefSeq and is a predicted model, not a curated record. NCBI's taxonomy places the organism in Eukaryota, Fungi, Ascomycota, Sordariomycetes, Glomerellales, Plectosphaerellaceae. The coding region runs from base 132 to 1478 and encodes 448 amino acids. Gene Ontology annotation, cellular component: membrane; vacuole. The transcript has 2 exons.
CGAACGAACUCCCUUCCUUUCUUGAUGCCUCGGCGCAAAAUCCACCGUUCUUGAAGGCCAUGUCGCCCUCCCGCCCACCCUCUGCGAUAGGCGGCAGGUUUCCUUCUCCUUCCUCGUCCGGCUUGCUUCCCAUGCCUGGGUCCCCUUCCUCGUCGUGGGCACUUUAUCGCGCCCGCCUGUCGGCUCUCCUACGCCAUGCUGACACCCACGUUAUCGUUGCCUUUUGGCUGCUUGGCCUGAUCAACAAUGUCCUCUACGUGAUCAUCCUCUCCGCUGCGCAAGACCUCGUCGGGUCCUCCGUCCCCAAGGGCGUCGUCCUCCUCGCCGACGUCAUGCCCGCCUUCGUCACCAAACUCGUCGCUCCCUACUUCAUCCACCGAGUCCCCUACUCCAUACGCGUGCUCGUCAUGAUCGCCCUCUCGACCUCCGGCAUGCUCCUCCUCGCCCUCACCCCGCCGUCCCAGUCCGUCGCCGUCAAGAUGGUCGGCGUCGUCCUCGCCUCGUUGAGCUCCGGCGGCGGCGAGCUCAGCUUCCUCGGCCUGACCCACUACUACGGCCCCCUGAGCCUGGCGGGCUGGGGCGGCGGUACCGGCGCCGCCGGUCUCGUGGGGGCCGGCCUCUACGUCGUCAUGACCGACUGGUGGGGGUUCAGCGUCCGCGACGGCCUCCUCUUCAGCGCCUGUCUCCCCGCCGUCAUGCUCGUCAGCUUCUUCGUCGUCCUGCCGCGGGGCCCGUUGCGCCAGAGUACCAAGCUGACGGAGUACACCGCCGUGCCGGAGCGGGAUCUCGACGACCAGGACGUGGACGAUUUACCCCAGAGCGCUGCGUCGGCCGCCCUCCUCGCGCCCGGUCCCUCGUCCACUGCGGUGGCGUAUUCCGCUCACCGUGAGCAGCCGGCGGUGCCGCGGAAUACCUCGAUUCGUGCCAACCUUCGCCGUGCGGGGAAGCUGUUCAUCCCUUACAUGCUGCCCCUGCUGCUGGUGUAUAUCGCCGAGUACACCAUCAACCAGGGCGUCACCCCUACGCUGCUCUUCCCGCUCGAUGGCACCCCGUUCAAGGAGUUCCGCGAGUUUUACCCCAUGUACGGCUUCCUCUACCAGCUGGGCGUCUUCAUUUCCCGCUCGUCCAUCCCGUGGGUGCGCAUUCAUAACUUGUACCUGCCGUCCCUCUUGCAGGUCGGCAACUUAGUCCUCCUCGCCCUCCAUGCCAUGUUCGACUUCAUCCCGUCCGUGUAUAUCGUGUUUAUCCUUAUUUUCUGGGAAGGUUUGUUGGGCGGCGCCGUGUACGUGAACACGUUCGCCGAGAUUCUGGACGAGGUUCCGGCCGAGGAUCGCGAGUUCAGCCUUAGCGCCACCAGUGUAAGUGAUAGCGGAGGCAUUUGCAUCGCAGGCUUCCUGAGCAUCUUCAUGGAGGUCCGGUUAUGUAACUGGCAAGUCUCGCGUGGGCGGGAUUGGUGCCGGAGAAUCGAGGUUGGUUAAACACUGUACGCGCUGCGAGUCGACGGGACGAAUGUAGAAAGCAAGGAGAUUCAGCUCGCGCCCGUGUUGUAAGAAUCGUUCAAGAAUUAAUUACAACAUUCCGGCCAAGUAUUUCUUUCAGGUUGGGCUAGUGGGCCGUCCACGGUAGUGAGACAUGACAGACUUUAGAAACGCACGUCACUCAGGACCAGCGGUCAGGCACUUCAAUUUACCCGUUCUACCUCGACACCGCUGCUAUCGUUUUCCCAUGAAGGUAUUGUACAAGUCGUACCUCCCCCUCCG